Momordica charantia (bitter melon) is the source of this 1907-nucleotide messenger RNA. RefSeq lists its product as uncharacterized. Lineage: Eukaryota; Viridiplantae; Streptophyta; Magnoliopsida; Cucurbitales; Cucurbitaceae. Gene Ontology annotation, cellular component: COPII-coated ER to Golgi transport vesicle; endoplasmic reticulum. The record is from RefSeq and is a predicted model, not a curated record.
UUAAUACACGACAUAAACAAAAGAAAUCAAUUUAAAUUCUGCAGAUAAUUUGGAAAGGUGACCGGAGACGUAAUUCCGACGAUACAUGAGGGUCGAAAUCCGAAAGCUGAGAAGUAUGGGGGGUUACAAGCAAAUGACUAUCUAUUUUUGGAUCAAUAUUUUUGACGUUCAUGAAAUCUACAUAAUAAAUCAGAAGAGUAGAAAGAUUAGAUAGAAACAGAAGGGGUUCUACUUCUAAUUCUAAUCCAGUUAGGUUUCCGAAUCUUGCACGUCCCGUUGUUUUUCCCUGCAAAUUCCAAUUUCUUCCUUCUUCGGGGCGUUCCAAGAUUUGAAACUGAAAGUUUCUUAUCUUCAAUUAAUUACUUACAGCAUUGCGCCAUAAAAUUCUUCAAAUUAUCCAUAAAAAAAUAAGAAAAAGAAGAAGAAGUUUCUUCCUUGCCGACCCAGAUCUCUCUCUUUAGGAUGGAAAGCCUUACGAACAAGAUUCGAAAAUUGGACGCCUACCCGAAAAUCAGCGAAGAUUUCUACAGCCGUACACUCUCCGGUGGAUUCAUCACUAUCGCUUCCUCCAUUAUAAUGCUAUUGCUCUUCAUCUCCGAGCUCCGUUUGUAUGUCCAUACUGUAACAGAAACAAAGCUUGUAGUAGAUACUUCAAGAGGAGAACAAUUACGUAUCAAUUUUGAUGUUACGUUUCCUGCACUUCCAUGUUCUGUUCUCAGUCUUGAUGCUAUGGACAUAAGUGGAGAGCAACACCUUGAUGUGAAACAUGAUAUAGUAAAGAAAAGAAUAGAUUACAAAGGCAAUGAAAUAGAAUCAAGACGAGAUGUUAUUGGAUCCCCCGAGAUUGGGAGGCCAUUACAGAGACAUGGUGGCAGACUCGAGCAGAAUGAGACAUAUUGUGGUUCCUGCUAUGGGGCAUUCGAUGAGGAUUGUUGUAAUUCUUGUCAAGAUGUGCGUGAAGCUUAUCGAAAGAAAGGUUGGGCUUUGUCUCAUCCAGAUCUAAUUGACCAGUGCAAAAGAGAAGGUUUCUUCCAAAGGGUGAAAAAUGAAGAAGGUGAAGGAUGCAAUAUACAUGGGUUCUUGGAAGUUAAUAAGGUGGCUGGAAAUUUUCACUUUGCACCCGGGAAAAGCUUUCAGCUAUCGUAUUUCCACAUCCAUAAUCCACUAGCAACAUUUCAGUGGGAUACUUUUAAUGUAAGCCACAGGAUUAACAGAUUAACUUUUGGAGAUGAUUUUCCUGGUGUUGUAAAUCCUCUUGAUGGCGCGCAAUGGAGCCAAGAAUCACUCGGUGGAAUGUACCAAUAUUUUAUCAAGGUUGUGCCUACAGUUUACAAGGAUGUGAGAGGGAAGGCUAUUAAGUCAAAUCAGUUCUCUGUAACUCAACAUUUGAGGGGCCUAGACGAAGAAAGCUUCCAGUCUCUUCAUGGAGUUUUUUUCUUCUAUGAUCUGUCCCCUAUAAAGGUGACAUUCACGGAGGAGCAAAUCUCAUUCUUUCACUUCUUGACAAAUGUAUGCGCUAUUGUUGGAGGAGUUUUCACUGUUUCGGGGAUAUUAGAUUCCAUUAUAUAUCAUGGUCAAAAGGCAAUCAAGAAGAAGAUAGAACUUGGCAAAUUUAUAUGAUCAUUGAUUUGGUUUGAGAGAUUCGAAUCGCAAGCUAAAUAUGCAGUUCCUCUUGCUGUUGUUGGUAUGCUACUACUACUUCUGGUCUCAACUUUCCUUCAAUCAAUAGUAUAGUUUUAAUCUCUGCUCGUAUUACAUCUUAAUUUUUUUUUUCCUAGCUUUCCAGAUACUCGAUUUCUUAGUGCUCAAGUAGUGUGAAUAUUUUUCCGGAAAGGUAAAUAUAGGUUAGAGGGGCCUUUAAUUCCUGAAGAGAAUGAGAUCAACUUGUAUUUGUACAUUCUUUUUUA